UGCUUGGAGUGAGUGACUCAGCCUUCUGGAUUCGCAUCGGAAAGGGAGAGAAAAGUUCAGACAGAAGAUUCAGGUACGGUGCGAUGGUCACUAUGUACCGGUUCUGGGAAUCAAGAAUCCACAAAAGUGCAAGUGCCUGCACCAGGAUGCUCAAUUACUAGAAAUCACCCGGGCCAUGCCAUGCAAAAAAAAAAUCGAAAUCUUCUUCACCAACGCGCGAGGAAUUGUUGUUCUAUCGCCCUAUCUUUUCGCACUACAGCUGCAGCUGUCAUUGUUAAUGGUCUUGGAUCGAUCCUCCAAUAGGUGCUCAGAUAAGCCAAUGCGAUUAAUCGCAUAAGAGUCAUUUCAUCGUUGCACAGAGCAUCUCGAUUCGAACUUUGACCCACAGCCGUUUUACACGUUUCGUGCACACAAUAUCCAUCAUGUCCCAGAACUCUUACAAUGUUGGUGAUCACGUCCAGUACCAAGGCAUUGGCGGAGGAAACGUUGAAAACUCUACUACCCAUGGAGAAAUCACAGACGUUGUGACUGACAAGCAACAAGCCGGUAGCUCUGGAGUGACCGUUAACGCGUCCGCUGAAGAUCCUCGCUACGUUAUUCGCAACGACAACACUGGAAAGGAGACUGCCUACAAGGCUGAUAAUAUUAAGAAAGCAGAGUAGUCACUUUAUCCCGUAUACCGUACUUGCAACACAUAAGAUGAAGAGUUUUGAAAUAACGGUGUAUCGCAUGUCCAAUUUAUCUGAAAACGAGUAACUCCACUUUCACGACGC
This is a messenger RNA of Lentinula edodes (shiitake mushroom), 773 nucleotides long. RefSeq lists its product as uncharacterized. Lineage: Eukaryota; Fungi; Basidiomycota; Agaricomycetes; Agaricales; Omphalotaceae. The coding region runs from base 423 to 662 and encodes 79 amino acids. The record is from RefSeq and is a predicted model, not a curated record. The transcript is spliced from 5 exons.